CAACCUCCAUAUAUAAAUACAACCGCCGGAACCCUAAUUCAAAACUACAGAAACUAGACGACAAGUCGUAAUUCCAUACGCAAAAACUCCAGUUCCAUUCCCUUCCCAAUAAUAUGUCCAAAAGCAUUCCCGUUGAUGGUGAUACCAUCGACGUUGAGAAAAUCUUCAAGAAGUUUGACGUUAAUGGCGACGGAAAGAUAUCCAGUUCCGAACUCGGAUCCAUUCUCAGCGCACUCGGCACCGUCGCACCGGAGGAAGAAAUCAAAGUCGUAAUGAAGGAAAUUGACAAAGACGGCGACGGUUUCAUUGACCUUAAUGAAUUCAUCGAGUUUCAGCGCGGAGGAUCUGGUGUUGUUGAUCGAGAAGCGGCGGAUAAGGAGCUUCGUGAAGCGUUUGAUUUGUAUGAUCAGAAUAAGAACGGGAAAAUAUCGGCGAAUGAAUUGCAUUCCGUUUUGAAAAGUUUAGGCGAGAAGUGUUCGUUGAAGGAUUGCCGGAAGAUGAUUGCGUCGGUUGAUGUUGACGGCGAUGGUAGCGUCAAUUUCGAAGAGUUCAAGAAGAUGAUGAGUAAAUAACUUCAUUGAAUUCGUCUCUUCUCCGGUGUUAAUCAGGUAGUUUCGCAUUCGCAUUCGCAAUUUCGCAUUCGCCUUCGAAUCUAGUUUUCCUUUUAGCGAAUUUAGCAAUAGGAUUAGCAGUAACAUAACUGCUUUCAUACUAAUUCCACAAAUCAAUGUAAGUAAUUCCAUUAACAUGUCUAAAUCAUCUUAGAUUUAACAUGUUCGUUGUAGUUUGUUACUGAUUGUCUCUCUAAUCGAAUAAUUUGUCAAUAUGA
This is a messenger RNA of Lactuca sativa (garden lettuce), 829 nucleotides long. RefSeq names its product putative calcium-binding protein CML23. NCBI's taxonomy places the organism in Eukaryota, Viridiplantae, Streptophyta, Magnoliopsida, Asterales, Asteraceae. Gene Ontology annotation, molecular function: calcium ion binding. The record is from RefSeq and is a predicted model, not a curated record.